GCUUAACAGGUCAAAACAUAAAAUACGCACGCAUACCUACCUCCACCUCCUCAGUCCUCACCGUCAUCUUCUCUCUCGCCUUGCGUUUAACCGCCCCUCCGACGCAGCGACUCGGCUAGUGAGUUGAAGUUAAAUUAAUUGCUUAAAGAGUCUAAGAUGGGUUGGAAGGCAGCAGAGAAACUGGUUAGGCACUGGAAGAUACUCAGAGGAGAUAAUGUGAUGAUAAUCAGGGGCAAGGAUAAAGGAGAGACAGGUCUUAUUAAGCGUGUCAUCCGCUCUCAAAAUCGUGUUAUUGUUGAUGGGAAGAAUCUGGUUAAAAAACAUAUCAAACAAGGAGAAGGUCAUGAAGGCGGGAUUUUCACAGUUGAAGCUCCAAUUCAUGUUUCAAAUAUUCAAGUCGUUGAUCCAGUGACAGGGUGGAGUUUUAGUUUACAGAAGCCUUGUAAGGUUGGGACUAGAUAUCUAGAAGAUGGUACAAAAGUUAGAGUAUCCAGAGGGAUAGGAGCAUCUGGAUCUAUAAUACCUCGUCCUGAGAUUUUAAAGAUAAGGACAACGCCAAGACCUACUGCUGCUGGUCCCAAAGACACUCCAAUGGAUCUUGUGUUGGAGAAGACAUAUGAUGCUAAAAGUGGUAAAGGCAUGCCUGACCUUUGAGGUGGCUCGUUCUUUACUUCGUUCUGGCUCUUUAGUCCUCAAGUAGUAUGUUUCCUGAAGAUGUUGCAGAUAUGGUUGCACGAGUUAUUUACUUACGCAUAAAAUGAGAAUAAUUUUACAAAUUCUUGCACUAGACAAUGAUCUAUGGAUUGUGAUAGAAUCAUGACAGUAAACAAUCUCCAGCAUUAAUUUGUCUUUAAUGAAUUUUGAUGGCAAUCAGUGUUUCAUGCCUAAUAUUUGAUCUUCUCUCG
Messenger RNA from Tripterygium wilfordii, 905 nucleotides. Its product is annotated as 50S ribosomal protein L24-like. Gene Ontology annotation, biological process: translation. The transcript is spliced from 6 exons. Gene Ontology annotation, cellular component: ribosome; mitochondrion. Lineage: Eukaryota; Viridiplantae; Streptophyta; Magnoliopsida; Celastrales; Celastraceae. The record is from RefSeq and is a predicted model, not a curated record. Bases 157 to 654 code for a protein of 165 amino acids. Gene Ontology annotation, molecular function: RNA binding; structural constituent of ribosome.